UUACUACCCGGUACUAUUUAGACGGGACACCUAUGAUCGUACGGUUUACUGCUUUAGCGUCCAGCAUAUUUGCAGGUUGAAAUUUAAAGUAUCGGACGCAUUACAGAUCAGUCUGGUUUAUCUAUGCCACUAAAGGAUCAGUCCAACUCAACGGUCAUGAAGCCAGCAGUGGAUGAGAUGUUCCCUGAAGGAGCUGGACCCUACGUGGACCUAGAUGAGGCUGGGGGAAGCACAGGACUACUGAUGGACCUGGCCGCCAACGAAAAGGCUGUUCAUGCAGACUUCUUCAAUGAUUUUGAAGACCUGUUCGAUGAUGACGACAUCCAGUGAGAGAUUCGCGUGUCUUCGGUGGUGUUAAUGAUGGACGAUAUUAACACAACUCCUCAUUAUGGACUACUUUUUCCCUGAUACACAAACUUUUUCCAUUUGGGAGUGCAGGCUAGCACACACAGUCUAAUGACAUACAAUUUCCUUUCAUAGGUGUGCUAGAUUUAAGGUCAUAAAAACAUUCAUAAAAAAAGUUGCCACUGGCUCCAGAUGUUGUGAAAUUCUUAGGAUCCCAAGGAUUCCUUCAUAUAUGGUAUGUUGAAAUUAUCAGCUUCUAUCGGGCUCAUGUGUCUUGACUGCUUCCAAGCUGGAUUGUAGGUUUGUGUCCGCUGGUGAACACCUGUUAGCGGUACUUUUCCAGCAUAAUAACAUACAGGAUGGCUGAACCUCCCGUGCUGUCGCCCGAGAACAUGCUGCAGAUGGCAUAUGAUAAAUGGUAGUCAGUCAGUAGCUUUUUGUAUUACUUGAAAUAACACACAUAAACUUUAAAUAAUGGCUGUGUGAUAUGAAACACUUGUGUCCCGUAAUGUUGUGCAAAUGCACAGUUACACACUUGUAAUUGUAUUUUGUGGACGAAUCCUGUGUUUAAAGCUGAUGAGAAGUGAAUAAACGGUGCCGUGUCAAUGACAA
Messenger RNA from Lampris incognitus (smalleye Pacific opah), 957 nucleotides. It is a transcript of the gene cops9, whose product is annotated as COP9 signalosome subunit 9. NCBI's taxonomy places the organism in Eukaryota, Metazoa, Chordata, Actinopteri, Lampriformes, Lampridae. Bases 124 to 330 code for a protein of 68 amino acids. Gene Ontology annotation, biological process: negative regulation of protein neddylation. The record is from RefSeq and is a predicted model, not a curated record. The transcript is spliced from 3 exons.